Molecule: messenger RNA, 1760 nt
Organism: Musa acuminata subsp. malaccensis (wild Malaysian banana)
Lineage: Eukaryota; Viridiplantae; Streptophyta; Magnoliopsida; Zingiberales; Musaceae
Source: RefSeq, a predicted model, not a curated record
ACCGUAUUGAUCUGCGCGACACGAGAGGAAAACGGCCUCCCCAAGCUAAAAAAAGGUUUAGAGCGGAUGACGAAGAAAAGAAGAAGAAGGUAACCGAGAAGUGAAAAGGAACCCUAAAAUGAACAGAACAGCUUAAUCUUCAUCAUCGUCGUCGUCGUUCAUCAUGAAGAAGAGGACAUCCCUCGGCCUCGUCGCCCUCUUCACAGCUGUCACUCUCCUCCUGACCAUGAAUCUCCAGUUCGAGCACCUCAAGAUGGACGUGCGGCAGCACGAACCUUUCGUGUCUACGGAGAGGCCGUGGAGGAGCGCGCUCCAGGGGCUGCCCCGCGGCAUCGUCGAAUCGACCUCGGAUUUGGAAUUGAGGCCUCUCUGGAAGAGCACCUCCUUCGAAUCUAGAGCAGAAACUAGUGAAAACUACUCAGCCCUUUUGGCAAUGGCUGUCGGCAUCUUGCAAAAAGAAAAUGUGGAUUGUACGGUUCGUAAGUUUUUAAUAGAAAAUUGCUCCAUAAUACUCUUCCAUUAUGAUGGGAAUGUGGAUGGAUGGCAUGAUCUUCAGUGGAACAACAAGGCAGUUCACAUAGUCGCUCGUAACCAAACAAAAUGGUGGUUUGCGAAGCGCUUUUUACAUCCAGAUGUUGUAUCUGUUUAUGACUAUAUUUUUUUAUGGGAUGAAGAUCUAGGAGUGGAGAACUUUCAUCCUGGAAGGUACUUACACGUAAUGUCUUCUGAAGGUCUGGAAAUAUCACAGCCUGCUUUGGAUCCUGAUCUCUCAUCUGAUAUACACCACCGGAUUACUGUCCGAAAUAGAAUGACUAAGGUUCACAGACGAAUCUAUGAUCAACGUGGGAGUCUUAGAUGCUCUGAUGAAAGCAAAGGACCUCCAUGCACCGGAUGGGUUGAAGGGAUGGCUCCUGUUUUUUCUCGUGCCGCUUGGCAAUGUGUGUGGCAUCUCAUCCAGAAUGAUUUGGUUCAUGGAUGGGGUUUGGAUAUGAAGCUUGGAUAUUGUGCUCAGGGUGAUCGAACGGAGAAGGUUGGGGUGAUUGACACUGAAUUCAUUGUUCACAUGGGAAUACCCUCUUUAGGAGGCUCUUCUAUUAACAAGGCAUCAAAUCAUAGAUCCUUGGACUUACGGACCCACAUCAGAAGGCAGUCAACAGCUGAGCUCAAAAUUUUCAAGGCACGCUGGAAUAAGGCUGUGAAUGAGGAUAGAGAAUGGGUGGAUCCUUUUUAAGUAUUUAUGAGAAAAAAAGGGUGAUAUAAGAAAAUAUAAUGACCUCAGUUCAAGAUCUUAAACAUGGCAAGAAUUGACAUAACAGUCUGUCUAUCAGUGGCAUGACUGGUGGUUUCUAUAGAUCUCCCAAAUGUGCUCCUGAGCUAAACUAAAUAGAAGUUGAAUGGCCGAUAUUGUUGAGUCUCAACUUGAGCCGUUGAUGCCUAGCAAAGCAAGAACUACACAUACCACAAUUCUUUAUUGAUUGUUUUUGCUUCUCAGUGCGAUGGUCUUUUCAUUACCACCGAUGAUGUAUACCAGAGAUUUUAGCUUCCAUGUGGGAAAGGUGAAAGAAAAUAUGAUAUCCCACUCUACUGUGAAAUUAGCUAAAUCAUAUGUUCAAGUAUAUUUUUCAUACAUAUGUAAACCCUUUCUGCUUACUACAGGUGUUGUGGCAAUUUUGUAACUCGGGAUCUGUUGCUGCAAUUUGUAUGACUAUUCUGUAAAAAACACUGCAUUUGGGUGAAUUAUAUGUAGUUUGAACCGCCAA